Messenger RNA from Stylophora pistillata, 1182 nucleotides. RefSeq lists its product as uncharacterized. Lineage: Eukaryota; Metazoa; Cnidaria; Anthozoa; Scleractinia; Pocilloporidae. The record is from RefSeq and is a predicted model, not a curated record.
GUUUGACAACAGCCUGAGAACACGGUAUAAAAAAAGGUGCUUGGUUAAAGCUUCACAAGUACCAGGUUUGUCAAGACCAAAAGGUCAAAAAUAAAAGCAAAGAAGGAGAGUGAGAAAAUAGUAAUCCUAUCCGAGUUUCAAACAGUUAAACAGGCUACAAGAACCAAAUGAUUUAGCGAAAGAAAAACAUUCUCUAAAAAUCACUUGAGAAGAAAGCGAAAGAUUUAGAAGCAGUUCGACUCAUUACCUCGUGAUUUGUUAAUAAAAACCUUCGAAAUGCGCGAGAGAAACAUUUUGCCCUUUUUAGGCGAGAAAAUGAAUGAUUACAAGAAAUCGUCGCAGGGAAUUAAAGUACUUGAUUCAAUUCCUGAGAGCGACAUUGGGGCCUCUAGUCGUCUUCCCCGUUUCUGUUAUAACAAGAGUGUCAGCGAAUGCAAAAAGCAAGGAUUAGAGCACAAAACUGAGAAGUGGUCUAAGAGCCCGUCAAACGGCGUGAAUCUUCCCAAGUUAGAGAACAGAUCCCCCGCCGCUCCUCAUCUUGAAAGAACGAUAGGUUCACCCAACCCAACUGGUUUUUUAAACGUGGCAAACAUUCCUUUCUCUCCACGUGAAAACACCGGCGAUAAAUUUAAAAAGGAACCAGGCAUCAAUUGCGAAGACUAUGUCAUGUAUGAACCAGCAUGUACAGCUGCUAACUUGGCGACGACGAAUAUCGAGCUCUCUCGGUACGCUUUCCGCUCGUCUCUGGAAAGAAUACCUGAGACUGAUGGAGAAAGAUUCUUAAGCGCCCAUUCCAAGGAGAAAUUGCACAGCGCCGAUGUAGAGAAUAAAGAACCUAACACAUCAGAGAGAAAAACAAGUAAGAGGAGAGAAACCCAACCUAGUAGUUUGAAAAACGUCGAUCUCUUCCACCAACAAAGACAACACUUGUGGGAAGUCCAUGAGCAGCCAAAGAUAAAUAAAGCUCUCCAAUCACGCAAAUACCCCAAGAGAUUACCUCUGUUACACAAGAUUCCUACAGCUCCACAGGACAACCAGCCUAUCGAUGGUGACGACAAGGCUGAUGAGAAUGAUACCAAAAUACCACAGAGCCCUCUGUCAAAAAUACCACAUCCGCCUCCGCCUACUCCGCGGUCCCAAACAUGUCCUCCAAGCUCGUCAGGGAAUAUUGCUGAUAAAUAA